Capronia coronata CBS 617.96 is the source of this 2115-nucleotide messenger RNA. RefSeq lists its product as uncharacterized. NCBI's taxonomy places the organism in Eukaryota, Fungi, Ascomycota, Eurotiomycetes, Chaetothyriales, Herpotrichiellaceae. The coding region runs from base 1 to 2115 and encodes 704 amino acids. The record is from RefSeq and is a predicted model, not a curated record. The transcript has 2 exons.
AUGGAGCGGUCUGUUCUCCGCCAGAACGAGCGGUUCCAGCUCAGCUACGAACUCCCUCACGAAGCCUACACGUCGCACGUCUAUCCCCGACAAUCGUCGAACGGUUCUACGGUGAUAAUAUAUGGACACGAGCGAGGCUUGCGUCUCGUAUGGUAUGGAGGAAGGUCUUUCAAGCCGCCCAGACAACAUGCGCCUCCUGCGAAAGUCAAUGGAGCGGCCAAGUCUGAUGCCAUGGUCAUCGACCUCGACGACGACGACGAUGACGAAGAGCCAGCCGCGAAACACGAACAAGUCCCACCGGCAGAGUUUGAAGAGUACGAGGACGAAGUCGACCCUUCUGCACCUUAUGGCGACGUUCUUCGAUAUAUCGAUAUUCCACUAGGCACCGCAGUGCUGCGACUGGCGACACCACAUGUUCCCAAGGACGUCGCGCAGGCGCCCACCGGAUCAUGGCCUUCCAUCUUUCUCGACCGAAUCGUGGUGGCCGUCGCUUCUCCAGACUCUGCUAUUCACGUCAUAUCAGCUCCUCUCGACCCGCCUUCUCCUGAGGUCAAAGAUGUCUCAAAACUUGACAUUCAAACAUACAGGAUCUUCGGCCCCAAUUCUCAUCCGGACUUCAUCUCUGACAUUGCAAUCACCCAUACCAAGGCUGUGCCGGAUGAUACAGAGGACGAGGCGCAACUACGACCCAAGACCGAGCAGAGUUCCACCGACCCAGAUGCUGCGGGAUGGUUGCUCCUCGUCGCAUCAGUAUCGUGUACAGGAUCAGGAUUAUUGCUCGUGCAUCAGAUUCCACUACAAAGCGACAAUAGGCUCCCUGCGAAAACAAAGCGUGCGCACCCCAUCCGAAGACAAUACCUACCCUUUUCUGCCAUGAGUGCGAAACUGGCCUUCAACACCUGCCCGUAUCCCGCCGAACGACAUUCCACCCUGCUGAUCACCCUCCCUGCCGCCUCGUGCGUCAAGCUGUAUCAAAUUUUUCCCACCUACACCCGAGAACGCAGAGGGUCUACCGCCACAAUAGAUACCGUGUCAAGCAACCGCUCGGCACGGAGUGCUGUGGGCGGGCGUGGGAAGUUCCUCAUCACAUUUCUCCCGUCAUUCAACCAGGAUGAUGACGAGAUACUAGUCCCAAGAAGGAAGCGAGUGCUGGAUGCCCAAUGGAUUGCCGGUGGCCGGGCCGUCAUCGCACUGCUCGAGGAUGGAGAAUGGGGGAUUUGGGAUCUCGAAGCCGUCGGACCGACAUCGAACAGCGCAGGGAGCAACCUGAUCCGAGGCCAGGGAAACAUCUCGGGAAUACAAGGCGGAUCACUGACCGCGUUUGCCACGCGCUCCAACAUUUUCCAAACAGCAGAACGGAAACAGAAGCCCAUCAACGCUGGAACCCAACCCGCGACAGGCUCCUUGGUCCCCAUGACCCCUUCAACGCGGAAAACGCGAUCGGAGAGCCUGUUCCACGGACAGCCGGGAACCGAUAACUCGAAGGUCGCGAGACCAUCCAGCCAACCCGGAAGAGGAAGCAUCUGCGUCGAGGACAGAUUGUCGAACCGAGGACGCGACGAGUCCGUCAUGAUCAACUAUGCAGAUGGAAUCGUCUACAUGCCUUCGAUCCUCUCGUUUUGGAAAUCGGAAGCCAAACCGACCCGACUUCCCGCCGUCAGAUACGGAGGCCAGCAGCUCCGUUCCAUUGGCCUCGUCCCGAAAUCCGACAACACCGACAACAGCGACUCGCCCGGCUUGUUUGGCCUUGCGUCUUCGAUCCCCAAUUUCCUCGUUCAGACGGAUCACCGCCUCAUUCUAUCCUUGAAUCCCCUUCCGGAAGUAUCCACCAGCGAUGCGGCCACGCAGACGCCGGCCGAUCCUGCUCCGCAGACGACAUAUCAGGCUCUGCUCGCUGUCGGGGAUCUGGACGUUGACGGCAUGGAUCGGAUUCUUGAAGACAUGGGCGCCGCCGACGCCUCGAAACCAAGGCCGAUGAAUCUCUUCACUAGGAGUGUGGGAUUCCGGAUCGACGAAGAUGUGGACAUGGGAUCGCCCACGCCUUCGAAGUACCCUCGGCGCAUGCUUGGGAAUGGCCUGACUGCUCAGGCAUCGCAGAGACGGGUGUUCACAUAA